UAAGUAAAAAGUGAGCUCCUCGGACGCACGACAACACACCAAGUGAAGUGGAAAGCGGCUCCUGUUCUGCUCCUCAUCCCGUACAAGGCGGUCCUGCAGGACUGAACCAAGGGGACGAAGACACGGUGAAGAAGACAAGGCUCCACUUUUGACUUUUUGACUUUUUGAGUUUUGACUUAACGUUCGCUUUUGUAGUAUUUUUUUUAAACUCUGUGUGCCACCUCAUAAGUAGCCGACUUUAACGUGUUUAUAGGCGGAAAGAAGCAAUUGUUUUGUUUACCGACUCGAAUACGAAGUUUAACUAAUGACGGCAGAGAUCCAGCAGCCCCCAGCACAGCCUCCUGCCCAGAGCAGCCCCAUGUCUGCCCCGGAGAAGCCGCACGGACAGACGGCGGUGAUGGAAACCGCCUCCUCCACCACGAAAACCAAGAAGACAAACGCAGGGAUCCGUCGGCCAGAGAAACCUCCGUAUUCAUACAUCGCUCUGAUAGUCAUGGCGAUCCAGAGCUCUCCGACCAAGCGGCUGACGCUCAGUGAGAUAUACCAGUUCCUGCAGAGCCGCUUCCCGUUCUUCAGGGGCUCGUACCAGGGAUGGAAGAACUCCGUGCGUCACAACUUGUCCCUGAACGAGUGCUUCAUCAAGCUGCCCAAGGGCCUCGGCCGGCCAGGGAAGGGCCACUACUGGACUAUCGACCCGGCCAGCGAGUUUAUGUUCGAGGAGGGCUCCUUCAGAAGGAGACCCAGGGGCUUCAGGCGCAAGUGCCAGGCGCUGAAGCCCAUGUACAGCAUGAUGAACGGCCUGGGAUUCAACCACAUCCCCGAGUCCUACAACUUCCAGGGAGGCGGCGGGGGCCUGUCCUGCCCGCCCAACACCCUGUCCCUGGACACCGGGAUCGGGAUGAUGAAUGGACACUUGGCAGGUAACAUGGAGGGGAUGGGUCUGUCCGGGCACUCCAUGUCACACUUGUCGACGAACAGUGGACAUUCCUACAUGGGAAGUUGUACGGGAUCCACCGGGAAUGACUAUUCCCACCACGACAACUCCGGCUCCCCUCUGCUCACCAGCGGGGGAGUCAUGGAGCCUCACCCCGUCUACUCGAGCUCGGCCUCGGCCUGGGCUCCGGCCCCCACGGCCUCGCUGAACAACGGGUCUUCUUACAUCAAGCAGCAGCCUCUGUCUCCCUGUAACCCCGGGGGCAACUCACUGCAGCCCAGCCUGCCCACCCACUCCCUAGAGCAGCCGUACCUGCACCAGAACGGGCACAGCACCACAGAUUUACAAGGUAUUCCUCGGUACCAUUCCCAGUCUCCCAGCAUGUGUGACCGAAAGGAGUUCGUCUUCUCCUUCAACGCCAUGGCGUCCUCGGCGAUGCACUCCCCGAGCAGCGGCUCCUACUACCACCACCAGCAGGUCUCCUACCAGGACAUCAAGCCGUGCGUCAUGUGAUGGGACGCGGACACGUCUGCGGACUCGAGCCACGCAGCCCGAGUGAACUGAAACUAGAACAAACGAGCAAAACAAAAAAACCCACAAAAAAAGAAAAACCACUGAGAGCCGCACAGAGGCAUGACGCCGCUGGGCCUGGAGACUGCGUCGAGUAGACCGGACUACUCCUCUGCGCUGUUUUACGCAGCGUAAAAGCCACGGAGACAGGCCAAUCACACAACAACCACAUAAUAAUAAUAUAUAAUAAUAAAGAAAGAAAAACGUCAUGUCAUCAACAUCAUCGACCAGCGGGGUGAAGCCUAGGCCGUGACACCCUGCUGCUGUUUGGUACUUAGUCCUGCAGAGCGGAUGACUACAGCCACCACUUCACACUUUCUUCUCUCCAUGUUUAUUCUUCUUGUUAAAAUAGGCCAAUGUAAAGAAAAAAAAAAGAAAAAAAAAGCACACUACUUUUCUCUGUCUGAAGUUUUUACUUUUAUUCUCUUUGACAAACUAGACUGAGGCUCUUUGAAUUCUCUUGCUCUUGAAUUUGAACUUUUAUGGACAUUACGCAUAUACUGUAGGUCCAUUUAUACUGUGUAAAAACGAUGAAGGCACUUUUUGAAUAGCCUAUAAGCGCGACUUUUUUUAUUUAUUCUGUAGGCCUACGUAUUUUUAAUUUCAGGCGAAUUGGCCAAGGAGGUAUAUGGUUUAUUGGCAAUAUUUGUCAGAACGCUUAUUUGUUUUGAAAAAUGAAAAUUGAGGAUAUAUUGUAAGCACUGUUCUGUUGUUUUUGUGUUAGAUACAUGUAGAUCCAUUACUUUCGGCACUGUAUAUAUUAUUAUAUAUUGUUAGGAAAAUUAGCGAGGGUCCAUCAGUGAGGGCUGAUUUUUAGGGCUAUAUAUAUUACAACAAAUGAUUUGUAAGAAAUAAAAUAUAUCUGUUGGGCUGUUUGAGCCUGCAUCCACACAAAAAAUGCAUAUUUCUUUUUUUUCCACACACCCCUAUAAUUUCGUGUGGAGGUGGGGGGUGGGUGGUACCGCAAAAAGGGAAAAUCUCUGUAGAUUUUAGGACAUGUGACCAUUAUUACAACAUCAACAUAAAAUGAGAAAGAUUUGAAAAGUGGGGCAAUUUGUACCAUUUCCUUACUAAAUGCUGCAUUUGUAAUAAAUUAGCAGCAUUUUUACACAAGUGAUAUUUUAAUUGAUACAUUUAUCAUUGUUUUAAAAUGUAGCCGUUAACGUGGGUCUGAUCAGGAGCGAUAAUGAAGACAAACAUGUAAAACCCAAAGUUUACAUGCACGGGGUCUACACUGUUGGAGGGUUUUCACAAUGACGGUCCAGUUCUCACCUGUAGGAGCAACUCGAGACUGUUGUUGUAAACUGAUUAGAGGUAGAAAUCGGUUUCUCCCACAAAAUAAUUCGUAAUUCAUGCAGAUUAACAUCAUGGUUUCAAAAGUUAAAUGUAAAUUCCUGGAUAUGUGGGAGUUCAGGCGACACUUGAGUCGUAACGAGUCUCACUCGUUUAGUUAAAGAGUCAAAACCUUCAGCACUAAGUCGUUGUGCAGUUGUGCAGGGGAUUUUUAAAUGUAUAUAUAUAUUUCUGUACAGUAUCCUGGUGGGAUGAUA
Molecule: messenger RNA, 3054 nt
Organism: Limanda limanda (common dab)
Lineage: Eukaryota; Metazoa; Chordata; Actinopteri; Pleuronectiformes; Pleuronectidae
Gene: foxf1
Product: forkhead box F1
Exons: 2
Coding region: 305-1447 (380 amino acids)
Biological process (GO): regulation of transcription by RNA polymerase II; animal organ morphogenesis
Cellular component (GO): nucleus
Molecular function (GO): RNA polymerase II cis-regulatory region sequence-specific DNA binding; DNA-binding transcription factor activity, RNA polymerase II-specific
Source: RefSeq, a predicted model, not a curated record